Molecule: messenger RNA, 2706 nt
Organism: Peromyscus leucopus (white-footed mouse)
Lineage: Eukaryota; Metazoa; Chordata; Mammalia; Rodentia; Cricetidae
Gene: Xkr4
Product: XK related 4
Exons: 3
Coding region: 216-2159 (647 amino acids)
Biological process (GO): engulfment of apoptotic cell; phosphatidylserine exposure on apoptotic cell surface; apoptotic process involved in development
Cellular component (GO): plasma membrane
Source: RefSeq, a predicted model, not a curated record
CAGCCAGGCGGCGCUCCUGCGGGCCCCGAACGUGCGGCUAGCCGGGCCCAGCGCCCAGCCCCGCGGGCGGCGGCGGGCAAGCGGGCGCAAGAGCAGGAGCCGGAGAGCGGCGGGGCUGGGAGGGAAGCCAGGGCGAGGCGAGGAGGUGGCGGGAGGAGGACACAGCCGGGACAGGUGUCAGAUAAAAGAGGACUCUCCUCCUCUGCCGAGGCAUCAUGGCCGCUAAGUCAGACGGGAGGCUGAAAAUGAAGAAGAGCAGCGACGUGGCGUUCACCCCGUUGCAGAACUCGGACAAUUCGGGCUCGGUGCAAGGACUGGCUCCUGGCUUGCCGUCGGGGCCCGGAGCCGAGGACCCGGAGGCUGCUGGGGCCGGCUGCUGCCCGGACGGCGGCGGCUGCUCGCGCUGCUGCUGCUGCUGCUCGGGGAGCGGUGGCUCGGCGGGCUCGGGUGGCUCGGGAGGCGGCGGCCCAGGCGGUGGGGCAGGCUCGGCGGCUCUGUGCCUGCGCCUGGGAAGGGAGCAGCGGCGCUACUCGCUGUGGGACUGCCUCUGGAUCCUGGCCGCCGUGGCUGUGUACUUCGCGGACGUGGGAACGGACAUCUGGCUCGCCGUGGACUACUACCUGCGCGGCCAGCGCUGGUGGUUUGGGCUCACGCUCUUCUUCGUGGUGCUGGGCUCGCUCUCUGUGCAAGUGUUCAGCUUCCGCUGGUUUGUGCACGAUUUCAGCACCGAGGACAGCGCCACGACCAUGGCCUCCAGCUGCCAGCAGCCUGGACCGGAUUGCAAGACUGUGGUCAGCGGUGGGUCUGCAGCCGGGGAAGGCGAGGCUCGCCCUUCUACGCCGCAGAGGCAAGCAUCCAACGCCAGCAAGAGCAACAUCGCCGCCACCAACAGCGGCAGCAACAGUAACGAGGCCACCCGGACCAGCGGCAAACCCAGGUCUGCAUCCUGCUCCUUCUGCAUCUGGCUCCUGCAGUCACUCAUCCACAUUUUGCAGCUCGGGCAAAUCUGGAGAUAUUUGCACACAAUAUACUUAGGUAUUCGGAGCCGGCAGAGUGGGGAGAGUGGCAGGUGGCGGUUUUACUGGAGGAUGGUGUAUGAGUAUGCAGAUGUGAGUAUGCUGCAUUUGCUAGCCACCUUUCUGGAGAGUGCUCCACAGCUGGUCCUGCAGCUCUGCAUCAUCGUACAGACUCACAGCUUGCAGGCCCUCCAAGGUUUCACAGCAGCAGCCUCCCUUGUGUCCUUGGCGUGGGCCCUAGCCUCCUACCAGAAGGCUCUUCGGGACUCCCGAGAUGACAAAAAGCCUAUCAGCUACAUGGCCGUCAUCAUCCAGUUCUGUUGGCACUUCUUCACCAUCGCUGCCAGAGUCAUCACGUUUGCCCUCUUUGCUUCAGUUUUCCAGCUGUAUUUUGGGAUAUUUAUUGUCCUCCACUGGUGCAUCAUGACCUUCUGGAUUGUCCACUGUGAGACAGAAUUCUGUAUCACCAAAUGGGAAGAGAUUGUAUUCGACAUGGUGGUGGGAAUCAUCUACAUCUUCAGCUGGUUCAAUGUCAAGGAAGGCAGGACACGCUGCAGGCUGUUCAUUUACUAUUUUGUAAUCCUUUUGGAAAACACAGCUUUGAGUGCACUCUGGUACCUCUACAAAGCUCCCCAGAUUGCGGAUGCAUUUGCCAUCCCAGCACUGUGCGUGGUUUUCAGCAGCUUUUUAACAGGCGUUGUUUUUAUGCUGAUGUACUAUGCCUUCUUCCAUCCCAAUGGGCCCAGAUUUGGGCAGUCACCAAGUUGUGCUUGCGAUGACCCUGCUACUGCCUUCUCUCUGCCUCCAGAAGUGGCCACAAGUACACUACGGUCCAUCUCCAACAACCGCAGUGUUGCCAGUGACCGUGAUCAGAAAUUUGCAGAGAGGGAUGGAUGUGUCCCUGUCUUUCAGGUGAGACCAACUGCACCACCCACCCCAUCAUCUCGACCACCACGGAUUGAAGAAUCGGUCAUUAAAAUUGACCUGUUCAGGAAUAGGUAUCCAGCGUGGGAGAGACACGUGUUGGACCGAAGCCUGAGAAAGGCCAUAUUAGCCUUUGAAUGUUCCCCAUCUCCUCCAAGGCUGCAGUACAAAGACGAUGCCCUUAUUCAGGAGAGGCUGGAGUACGAAACCACUUUAUAAAACAGAAGAAGCCACAAUGUCCAUAUGAAGAGAUGACAGCAGGGCUGUGGCAAUAAUGACACUUAAUCUAAGAGUAGGGCAAUGAGCUAUAUGUUCUUAGUCCCAACAUUGUCAUGGUAUGGUUUGAUCUUCCAUUAGCUGACCACCUGCUGCUGGUGUCUAUUCAAGCCAGCAGUGCUGAGAGUCUCUUACUCCACCUAAAGGGGCAAUGCCAGCUUAGUAUGACUGUUGUUACCAAACUUCUCCAGCCCAGGCUUGGAGCACAUUCACCGGAGGGUACCAUUAUUAUAAAAAAUUUGUUGCCUCUAAUCAUUAAGGUAUUUUGAUGGAGUUUACUGAUUUUUGCAUAAAUACGUUCAUACACACACCACCACCACCACCACCACCACCACCACCACCACCACCACUACCACCACUCCCACCACCUCCACCCCUCUAUCUAAAGAGUUGAGGUGGGCCUAGAAAGACAACCCAGUAGUUAAGAGCACUAACUGCUCUUCCAAAGGCCCAGGUUUGAUUCUCAGCACCCACUUGGUAGCUCACAACU